AUGGACGUAGAUACUACUACUGCCACUACUACACCACUCGACAUUGUUGUUGUUGAUGAUGUAAAUGCCACCGCUACUACUUCACUAGAUUCACUCAAAACAUCUACAAGCACAUUACCACCUAGGAAGAGAGCCAAGACUCAAGAAGAGAAGGAACAACGCAAGAUUGAACGUAUUCUUAGAAAUAGAAGAGCAGCUCAUGCUUCAAGAGAAAAGAAGAGGAGACAUGUUGAAUACCUUGAAGUUUAUGUGGUGAAGUUGGAGGAAAAUUUACACAAGAUUGCCACUGGCUAUCAACAAUUGUUGGAGAAAUUGCCAACUGAAGAAGACCAAGUUUCCAUUGAAGAUUUAGGAUUGGAAAACUUGUCUGAGUUGAAGAGUCAAAUUCACUCGAACUUGAAUGGUUCAAGAAGAGGUGGAAAUAACAGCAGUCGAAAGGGCAGCCAAGUGGAAGAAGAAGAAGAAGAAGAUCAUGACGAAGAUGAUGUAGAAGGAGAACUGGAUCAAUCACAUGAACACGAUUCUACCCCUGUUGUUGAAGUGAAGGUGGAAAAGUUACCACAAUCACCACCUUCAAAAAAGAGGAAAUACUCGCCUCAAAUGGAAACAACUACUACCACCCCACCAACUUCAACUAGAAGUUCGUCUAUCACUUCUUCGCCUGCCCAUGCCAAGUUGGAAGCUGGUGAAGAAGAAGAAGAAGAAGAACAACAACAACAACAACAGGAUUGUAACAAUAAGAACUACACGCACUCACUACAACCACCUCAAGCGAUGAAUGAGAAAACUUUUUACAACUAUUUGUCACCAAUCAGUUUACAUUCAUCAGCUAGUUCACCUAUGGAUUUUACAUUGAAUAGUAAAUCUGAUUUCAAUGAUUUCACCUUUGAAGAAGUUAAACAACAACUACAACAACAAACACAAGAACAAGAAUCAAUGGGAAACUUUUCACAAAAUACGCUCAAGGAUGUACCAACACAGUCACAACCAUCAUCAUCAACUGAAGUCAGCACUCAAGAAUCAAACUUGUCAAUUUACGAACUGGGGCAAAAUUCAGCAGUAAUUUUGUCAAUUGAAGAAGAAAAGCAACAACCUCAACACACAUUGGUGGAAAUUUUGGAAAAGGAGAAUAAAAUACGUCUGGCCGUUUCUGUAUGA
Molecule: messenger RNA, 1158 nt
Organism: Lodderomyces parapsilosis
Lineage: Eukaryota; Fungi; Ascomycota; Pichiomycetes; Serinales; Debaryomycetaceae
Gene: HAC1
Product: transcription factor
Exons: 1
Coding region: 1-1158 (385 amino acids)
Biological process (GO): positive regulation of transcription by RNA polymerase II
Molecular function (GO): DNA-binding transcription factor activity, RNA polymerase II-specific
Source: RefSeq, a predicted model, not a curated record